GUGACGCCAAAUCGCUGUAUUUUCCUCCACUUUUGGUUGUCAAGAAGAUGGCAGCUUCCAGGCAGGCAUGAGAGUGAAUACUUAAUCACACAUCGAAUGAACUUGGACUAUUGAUUAAAGAAUAGACCCUGAAAUCAUCUCAUUGGAAAUAGUGCGUCGACCGAAAGGACAUGACAUUUCCUGGUUCAAUGGUGUCUGGGACCACAGGCUCAACUCUGCAGCCACGAUGGAAGCGGGUUCUAGGAUGGUCUGGGCCUGUGCCUCGGCCAAGACAUGGUCACAGAGCCGUUGCUAUAAAGGAAUUGAUGGUGGUUUUUGGAGGAGGAAAUGAAGGAAUUGUGGAUGAAUUGCAUGUCUACAACACAGCAACAAACCAAUGGUUUAUCCCUGCGGUUCGUGGUGAUAUUCCCCCUGGAUGUGCUGCAUACGGUUUUGUUUGUGAUGGCACCCGGCUUCUGGUUUUUGGUGGAAUGGUGGAAUAUGGAAAAUACAGCAACGAUCUCUAUGAGCUACAGGCCAGCAGAUGGGAAUGGAAAAAGUUGAAAGCUAAGUCUCCCAAAAAUGGCCCACCUCCCUGUGCUCGACUUGGUCACAGUUUCUCUCUGGUGGGCAACAAGUGCUUCCUGUUUGGAGGGCUGGCUAAUGACAGCGAGGACCCCAAAAACAACAUCCCUAGAUACCUGAAUGAUCUGUACACCCUGGAGCUUCGUGCUGGCUCCAGUGUUGUAGGCUGGGAUAUACCAAUUACUUAUGGCGUUUUGCCGCCACCUCGCGAGAGCCACACUGCUGUAGUGUACACAGAAAAGGAGAGCAAGAAAUCUCACCUUAUCAUCUAUGGAGGGAUGAGUGGCUGUCGUCUGGGAGAUCUAUGGACUCUUGACAUUGACACCCUGACCUGGACCAAGCCAUCGGUGAAUGGCACAUCGCCUCUGCCCAGGAGUCUCCACUCUGCCAUCACCAUCACAAACAAGAUGUUUGUUUUUGGGGGAUGGGUCCCCCUGGUUAUGGAUGACGUGAAGGUGGCAACACAUGAGAAAGAAUGGAAGUGCACAAACACUCUGGCCUGCCUAAAUCUUGACUCCAUGGCCUGGGAACCAGUGUUGAUGGAUACCUUGGAGGACAAUAUCCCCAGGGCCCGGGCAGGACAUUGUUCUGUGUCCAUCAACUCUAGGUUGUAUGUCUGGAGUGGCCGUGACGGUUACCGUAAAGCAUGGAACAACCAAGUCUGCUGUAAAGAUCUCUGGUACCUUGAGACAGAGAGGCCACAUGCUCCCUCGAGAGUGCAGCUUGUCCGUGCCAACACCAACUCCCUGGAGGUGAGCUGGGGCGCUGUGUCCACUGCAGACACCUACCUGCUGCAGCUGCAGAAGUACGACAUCCCAGCUGCCGCUGCUACCACCUCCCCAGCCCUCACCGCCACCUCUUCUCUACCAGGGAACUUGCCCAAAAGCCCAGCGGCCCCCUCUGCUCAGAACCUACCACACACAGCCAUCUUGAAGGUUGCAGCCCCUCAGUCUGGCACAGGUACCUCCCUUGUCACUGUGCGAGCCAACCAGGCUGUGAAAUCCCCUGUCACUGUGACAUCACUUCCUCCAGGGGUUCGGAUGAUGGUUCCUGCCCAGACUGCCCAAGGAACGCCAAUCGGCAAUAGCCCUCAGAUGAGUGGCAUGGCAGCUUUGGCUGCAGCUGCAGCAGCAACACAAAAGAUCCCGCCCUCUUCAGGCACUGGGCUCAACCUUCCAGCAGGUGCCACCCUUGUCAAAACGAUGGCUGUCUCCCAUGGCUCCACCACAGUCAAAAUGUCAUCUCCUCUCAUGGUCAGUAACCCAGCCACUCGCAUGCUGAAGACUGCUGCAGCUCAGGUGGGGACAGCGACUGUAUCAUCACCCAACUCGCCCAACCGACCCAUCAUCACUGUGCACAAGUCAGGCACGGUCACCGUAGCCCAGCAACACCAGGUGGUUACCACCAUGGUGGGAGGAGUCACCAAGACAAUCACCCUGGUCAAGAGCCCCCUUACUAUGGGAGGCAGCGGCACUCUGAUCUCCAGCCUUGGCAAGAUGAUAUCUGUGGUACAAACCAAGCCAGUGCAGACAUCAGCUGUUACAGGCCAGGCUUCCACUAACCCUCUAUCACAGCUCAUACAGACUAAGGGUUCUCUCCCUGCUGGCACCAUACUGAAGCUGGUGACUUCAGCAGAUGGCAAGCCCACCACCAUCAUCACCACGUCCCAGGCAGGGGGCACAGGGAACAAACCCACCAUCCUGAACAUCAGCGGCAUGUCGCCCACCACAACCAAACAGGGCACCACCAUCAUCAAGACCAUCCCUAUGUCUGCUAUUAUGAACCAACCUGGAGCCACAGUGACCAGCAGCACAGGGAAGAUGCCCUAUACCAUUCUUACCACCAAGAUGAUGACCACUGGCACUCCAGGCAAAAUCAUCACUACCAUGCCUAAGCUUGGCACUGUAACUGGCCAACAGGGGCUGACACAGGUGGUUUUGAAGGGCGGUCCGGGCCAACCUGGCACCAUUCUGCGCACUGUACCCAUGGGUGGAGUCCGACUCGUCACCCCGGUUACGAUGACUUCUGUCAAGCCCAAUGUAACUACACUGGUCGUCAAGGGAACAACUGGUGUCACCACCCUGGGGACAGUCACAGGCACAGUCUCCUCCAGCCUGGCAGGGGGCAGUUUAGCCAGUGCCAAUGCCUCUCUGGCAACUCCCAUCACCACCCUGGGCACCAUUGCCACCCUGCCCAGCCAGGUCAUCAACCCUACGGCCAUCACUGUGUCAGCGGCCCAGGCCUGUCUGACCACAGUCACUACCCUGCCCACCUCCACCAUGUCGGUGAACCAGCCAACCCAGGUGACUCUCAUCACCACCCCCAGCGGGGUUGAGGCCCAGCCAGUGCAGGACCUGCCCGUGUCCUUCCUGGCCUCCCCCACCUCUGAGCAUCCCUCCACUGAGGCCGGGGAUGCCCCUGGUACUGUCACUAUGGUCUGCUCCAACCCACCCUGUGAGACCCACGAGACAGGAACCACCAACACAGCCACCACUGCGUCUGCUAACAUGUCAGUGUGCUCCAACCCUCCCUGUGAGACCCACGAGACUGGAACCACCAACACCGCAACAACCUCUUCCACCAACAUGGGAGGGGCCAUGAGGGUGUGUACAAGCCCUCCGUCAGAGACCCAUGAGACGGGCACCACUAACACCUCGACCACCGCCCACUCCAUCAUGGGAACUAACAAAAUGGAUACUGUCCAGAGUAGCUCAUUAUCUCUGUACUCCUCUACCCCUCAGGCAACCACCUCUGCUUACCCCGGAACCGCCACAGGCAACCAGGGACCAGAGAACCUGCGCACCGGAACCACCGUCACCCCCGCCACAGCAAGCUCUAACAUGGGCUCAGCCCAGACCGGCACUGUGCAGAGUCCCAAGCAGCCAGCCGUGGGCCUUACAGUUUGCUCUAACCCACCCUGCGAGACACAUGAAACGAGCACAACCAACACUGCCACUCAGUCCUCGUCCGGCAUGGGUAACGGGAAGACUAACACUGUGCAGAAAGUGUGCUCAAACCCACCCUGUGAAACCCACGAGACUGGCACCACCAACACGGCAACUACUGCCACAGCAGAUGGAGCAGACGGUGGCACCAGCAGUACAGAGACUCCCUCCACUACUGCAUCAGGAACAACCCCAGCCACCAUCCAGAGCAAAGCGAUCACUACUGUGACCCAGUCCACACCAGCCCCAGGGCCCUCAGUACCUUCCAUUUCUUCGAUCACUGAGGGUGCAGCAGUUUCCACAGAAGAGCCCAUGCAGACUGAUGCGGCCACAGAGGGGGGAGACACCGCUAUGGAGACUGGGCUGCCCCCAGAGCUGAUGUCAGAGGGACAGAUAGGAACAGGUCUGUCUGCAGAGGAGCUGGCUGUGACUGCAGCAGCGGAGGCAGCAGCACAGGCUGCAGCCACUGAGGAGGCCCAGGCGCGGGCCAUCCAGGCAGUUCUCCAGGCAGCACAGCAGGCCACCAUGAACGAGGGUGAUUCUGGCUCGGACAGACAGCAGACCACCACAAUCCCCAUCGUUCUGACCCAGCAAGAGCUGGCAGCCCUGGUCCAGCAGCAGCAGCAGCUCCAGGAAGCUCAGGCCCAGGCUCAGGCCCAGCAGCAAGGAAAUGCCCAAGCCCUGCCCACUGAGGGCCUGGCCCCCGCAGACAGCCUGAAUGACCCCACGUCUGAGAGCAAUGGACACAAUGAGAUGGCUGCAGCCGCUUCCAGCGAUGUGGCAUCACUGCUGCCGCGCACCUCCACGGAGACCCUGGCCACCUCAAGCACAUUUGCUGUUUCCAGUCCAGCCAACCUGCAACCUGCAGCUUCUCUAGCAGAGGUGGCCAAUGGCAUCGAGGGUGGGAAGCUAUACCCUCAACCAGCCCCUAUCAAGACACUUGUAAAAAAAGAGAACCAGUGGUUCGAUGUUGGAAUCGUUAAGGUGACAAACAUGGUGGUCACACACUUCUUCAUCCCAGGGGAUGAUUCUCAAGUAGAGGAUGACUCGGGCGCCAUUCCAGACUAUAACCAGAUGAAGAAAAUGGAGCUGCAGCCUGGCACAGCUUACAAGUUCCGUGUUGCAGGCAUCAAUGCUUGUGGUCGUGGUUCCUUCUCAGAGAUCUCUGCUUUCAAGACCUGUCUACCAGGCUUCCCCGGAGCACCUUGUGCCAUCAAAAUCAGCAAGAGCCCGGAUGGUGCCCACCUCACCUGGGAGCCUCCUUCGGUGACAUCAGGGAAGAUCAUUGAGUAUUCUGUGUACCUGGCCAUCCAAAGCACCCAGACAGCUGAGCCCAAGACCUCCACCCCAGGCCAGCUGGCCUUCAUGCGGGUGUACUGUGGGCCCAACCCUUCCUGCCUGGUGCAGUCCACCAGCCUUUCGAAUGCCCACAUAGACUACACCACCAAGCCCGCCAUCAUCUUUCGUAUUGCCGCGCGCAACGAGAAGGGCUAUGGCCCUGCCACACAAGUCCGAUGGCUGCAAGAGUCCAGCAAAGAUGGUGCCUCGGCAAAACCUGCCCCAAAAAGACCAGCAGUGUCCUCACCUGAUGUUAAGGCUGCUGGUCAAAAGAAAGCAAGAACGGACCAGUGAGAUGGAACCCCCCCCCCCCAUACUCGCUGUCCUUUUUGACCAGGAAGACUUCAUCCUCAUCCUGGCUUCACCCCAUCUGCGAGUUGACCCACAACCAGCCAGCAACAUAAGCAAAAUAGCAGCAGAAACCCUAGAUGAAGAUCAACAAGAGAGAGAGUUCUGUAGGCAAGACUGUUUUUUCUUCUUCUAGAGCAACACAAAUUAAAAAAGCACAUUGUAGCUUUUACUUCAUUAGUCUUUUUUGUUUAUUUUCUUUGAUUUCCCCCUAGCUACUUUUAUUAUACAUAUUUUUGGCUAGUUUCCGUAGUUGUAGAGAAACAUUUACAGCAUCGCAAGCUGUGAGCCGGCCUGAGCUUAAUCUUACUUUUUUUUUUAAUGUUUGGGGGUAGUAGAGAGAGAGACUACAUGAGAUGAUGUACAGUUUGAGCAUGUGCUGAACAGGAGGCAGUGUUGGUUUAGAUGGGAGGAAUAAUCAAAACGGAAAAACAAAGCACUUUUCCUCAAAAGGGACAUCCCCCCCCUCAAGCAGAAAUGUUCUUCAAUUAAGAAACCAAUACAUACAAACAUCAUACUGGACUCGUUUCCUGGUAAUUUCAUCACUGUGCUUUUUCCCCGAGAUAAGGACUGAUGGCUCUGAAGUGGAGAAAGGAUUUAAUGACAAAGGAAGAAAUUUGUAGAGGAACAGAGACUUUGCUACGACUGAGACUUGCAGCAUACACACAACAAAUAUUGCAAAAUCUUCCCCCAAAAUUUGCAAGCAAUGAUGCAGAUCUUUGCGUAGUUUAUUUUUCUAUUUUUUUUAAAGCUUUUCCCUGUGUCUAUCACCAUGCAUUUUAAAACGUCAACUACUUUUAUUUUUUUUAGUUUAUUAUUGUUCAUCCCCAUAGUUUAAGUGUUUGUGGGAAAGGGGUGGCAGUGCUGAGGUAGACACUAUAUUUUAAAAUAUUGGUUUUGAUCAGUUGUAUGUUCUUGUUGUGUUGGAGUGUAUGGAAAAAAUAAAGGCUUUUGUAUUUGUGCUGACUCGGACCGCAAAUGUAAUAGGACUGAAGGGAAUUUGAAACAGACCUGCGGAGAGGAGUACAUUUAGUUUACUACAUCUUCCAAUGCUUGUGUUGCUGUGUGUAUGCCAAACAUGGACAAUUUCAUGAAGAAAAAUCUUUUCAGUCCCACAUUCCUUCCUUCCCACCCCCAAUACACCACCUUUCCAAUCAGUAAUCUGUAUACGCUCUGCUUUUGGGGUCAUUAAUUUGAGUACCCUACAUUUAUUUUAGACCAAGAAAGAAUAUAUUUGGAGACUUGUUCCUUAUACUGUUGAGGAAGAUGUAUGUGAAACCAACAAAUAAAACAUGUAUUACAUUUUUUUAGGCUCUGUAUUUUACCAAUUAGAUGUGCAGGUUAUUUCUGAGAAGUUUACCUGUAUAUCUUUAAAUUGAGAUGUCUUGGUGGGAAGGAAGAUGAAUAGCCAGAGUUUAAACUCACUUGUAAAUCAGUUCUUCCAUAGCAAGAAUAAAAUAUAUUGGCCUUUUAUACAAUUACCUGUACCAAAAAGUUUUUACAUGUUGGUCAUCUCUCGAUUGCCUUUUGUGUCAUGACUUAUAUAUAUAUUAAAAAAACAUGGUGUGUGUGUGUAUAUAUGUCUCCCUGAUCAAUUGCUAUGACUUGCUUUGUUAAACCGAUUUGCUCAAAAUCACACCAAGGUGCAUUACCAGUACCAAAAUAUUUCUAUUCAGGAUCAAUCAACCCAUGGAGUUUUAUAGAGAGGGAAGUCUUGGAGUGGUAAUGAUAGUUUUCAGAAUGGAAAUAGACAGAUUGGGUAAUGAAGCCAAGGGUGAACUUGCUACCUCUCUUAAGAUUGUAGUACUUGCACCUUGAUUUCAAGUCUCCAGAUUUACUUCUAUAAUGAAAACCCUAUUUCAUAUACAUCCAUGAUUUUGAGCAAAACUAGACAUGCAUGCAACCAAAGAUAAAAAAAACGUGUUUGUUCCUUUCCAUGUGGUAUACAAAUGUGUCUGUUCUUUUCAUCCACAGUACAUUUACAGAGUCACUAAUUUUGCACCCUUGUUAUAGAUCGGUCAUCAACAGUGCUGAGUUCUCUGGACUUUUCCUCCCACACUGGGGCAGGUGCUGGUCUUAGCACUGAGGCUUGACGUUGAGAGUUUCUUCCGGCUGUUUGCAAGUUAUCUGGAAUUGUCCUGUAUUUUCCAAUGUGUGUUUUUUGUACUGUAGGGAGUAAUGUAUCGUUUAUCAAAUAAACUUGUUAAACAUUCCA
This is a messenger RNA of Oncorhynchus keta (chum salmon), 7410 nucleotides long. RefSeq names its product host cell factor 1. The transcript is spliced from 27 exons. NCBI's taxonomy places the organism in Eukaryota, Metazoa, Chordata, Actinopteri, Salmoniformes, Salmonidae. Gene Ontology annotation, biological process: chromatin remodeling; regulation of DNA-templated transcription. The coding region runs from base 171 to 5141 and encodes 1656 amino acids. The record is from RefSeq and is a predicted model, not a curated record. Gene Ontology annotation, cellular component: histone methyltransferase complex. Gene Ontology annotation, molecular function: protein binding; transcription coactivator activity.